AUGUUUGGAAGUUCCUCGUUUGGCGGCUUCGGCCAGCAAAACCAGCAGCAGCAAGGCAUGAACAACACAGCCCAGCCUGCCGCUGGUUCCAUGUUUGGCCAGCCAGCUACGCAGAAUGCGUUUGGCACGCCUGCUACGACGUUCGGGCAGCCUGCUGCCGCGUCUACCCCGGCCUUUGGGGCAGCGCAGCCGAACGCGUUCGGCGCGCCGUCAGCUACGGCGCAGCCAACGCAAAUGGGCACCCCUUUUUCAUUUAACCAAGCUUCUACGACCAAUACGUUUGGCGCGCCCAAGCCAGCCACGACCGGGUUUGGCUCGUUCGGGACAGGUACGGCGCAGCCAGCCGGUACAUCGUUCGGGUUCGGCGCGACAUCCACGCCGGCACCCUCGCAGCCCACAACUGGCGCGUUUGGCGGUAUGGCCUCCAACCCAGGCUUUGGCCAAGCGACGACCUCCUCGUUUGGGUUCGGCAAUGCACAGGCGCCAGGUGCUCAGCCCACCUCGACGUUUGGCACGUUCGGUGCGGGCGGCGCGCAGCAGGCCAUCACGCAGGGCUCGGCCACCGUGCCGUAUGCGCCGUUCCGAGAAGACAUGACGCCCAACGAACCAAAAGCGCAUGCCAAGACGUUUGAAGUCCACCAGUCGAUCACGUCAAUGCCUGCCUACCAGACCAUGAGUCCGGAAGAACUUCGUUGGAUGGACUACCAGCAAGGCCGUGGGAAGGGCACAGCCGGUCCGACCCCCGGUGCGACGGGCACCUCUACGACGACCUCGUUUGGCUUUGGCCAGCAGCCUAGCGCAUCGACCAACAACGCAUUUGGUCAGCCAGCUACCGGUACGACCAACGCGUUUGGCCAACCUGCGGCGCCGUCCACGGGCUUGUUUGGCCAGCAGCAGCCACAGCAGCAGCAGCCUGGGGCGAGCACUUCGAUGUUUGGCCAGGCUGCGCAGCCCAGUGGUGGCCUGUUUGGCAACAAUGCGGCGAAGCCUACGGCGUUUGGCACGAACAAUACGACAGGUACCUCCAUGUUUGGCCAGCCGCAACAACCUAGCGGCGGCAGUCUGUUUGGCGCUGGCGCUUCGGCACCUUCCACGACGCAGCCGACAUCGUCGUUCAUGUUUGGCCAAAACAAUACCACUACCAACAACAACACGGCCCCUGGCACGACUGGUUUUGGUUUCGGCGCGGCGAACAACCAAGCGAAGCCGGGCGGUCUCUUCGGCAACAAUGCCGGCACGACCGGGUUUGGCAACAAUGCUACGACGCAGCCAUCUUCCGGCUUCUCGUUUGGUGCCAACACGACGCAAAACCAAGCCGGUGCUACUGGUACGACGUUCGGCGCCACGCCCAACAACAAUAACAACAAUACAGGCGGCUUUUCGUUCGGCGCAAACAAUGCGAACCAGGCUAAGCCGGCUGGUAGCUUGUUCGGUGCAACGUCGACGCAGCCCAGUACAAAUACCUUUGGUACGAACACCUCGACUACCGGCGGCUUUUCGUUCGGAGCCAACAAUGCCAACCAGGCCAACAACCAGCCCAAGCCCGGCGGCUUGUUCGGUAGUGGCGGCGGGACUGGCUUUGGUGCGACGAACACGACGACAGGCACAGGUACGCAGCCCUCGACGGGCUUUGGCACGGGUGCGACGGGCGGCGGCCUCUUUGGCGCAAAGCCUGCCGGCACGACGGGCUUUGGCUUUGGCGGCGCGAACACAGCUACCACGGGUACGCAGCCUUCGACUGGCUUUGGGACAGGUACAGCGUCAGGCACGUCGACCAACACCGGCGGCGGCCUCUUUGGUGCUAAGCCUGCCGGCACAUCGCUCUUUGGCGCUGGUGCAGGGACCAACACGGGCGCGACACAGCCGGGUGGUGCGACGCAGCCUGGUAGUGGUGGCCUCUUUGGCCAGGCCUCCAAUACCUCGUCCAACACUGGUGGUGGUUUGUUUGGCGCUUCGAACGCCGGCAAGCCUGCGUUCUCGUUUGGUCAGAGCACCACAGGUGCGCCGAAUGCGACGCAGGGCACGACGGGCGGCACCUCGCUGUUCGGCGCCUCGCAACCUGCGCCUGGCACUGGCACCUCGCUGUUUGGUGCCUCGCAGCCUGCGUCGGGGGCGGGGACGUCGCUGUUUGGCGGUGCCAAGCCUCUAGGCGCCUCGGCGCCCGCACCAAGCGCUGCGGGCCCGACGAUGGGCCCGCCAUCACUGACGAGCAACCCAUACGGUACCGAUGCAUUGUUGGCCAACACGUCGACGGUGCCGACCGCAGCAACACAGGCGCCGCUGCCGUUUAACGUGGCACCCAAAAACAAGCCGCCUCUUACGUCGCCGUUCCGCUCAUCGCCUCGCAAUGCUGUGCGUGUGACCCGUCUGCGUGGCUCGACGCCCGGUCUGGAUCUGAGCCGGAGCGUGCGUGAAGGCACGCCGGGCGAUCGCGCGACGCCUGUGCGCGCUGGCAGUGCCGGUCUUUUCCGUCCGCCGAGCGAUGCGGCGGCUCUGAGCCCGCAAGCGUUUAUCCCUCGCUCUACCUCCAAGCGCCUAGUGCUUGAUGGUGAUACGAGUCUGACACAGUCGCCCAGCGCGUGGCGCGACGGUACUCCACGUGCGUCUGUGCCCCCACGCGCGCGGUUUUCGCCCGCGGUCGAAAAGAAAGUCGGUGGCAACGCAGGUGGCGGUGCUUCGCUGGGCGUCAGUGCGUCGCAACCGCUGGAGGCAGACACCUCGUCGUUGUCGCUGCCCCCGCCGCGUGACGCAUCGUUUGGCUCGGCGCCUUCCUCAACGCCUGUGCCCGCAGGCAAGGCCAAGGCCAAGAGUGCGCGUGUGUUGCAGCAUGGCGACUACUUUACCGAGCCGAGUCUGAGUGAGCUGCGUGCCAUGCCUCAUGAGGCACUCUCGCACGUCCAGGACUUUGUCGUGGGCCGCGUAGGCUUUGGCCGUCUUGCAUUCCUGGAGCCGGUGGACUUGACGAGCGUGCCGGACCUGAGCUUUGUCGCCGGUGGCGUUGUCCAACUGCGAGCUAAAGAGUGCUUUGUGUACCCACAAGAAGAGGACCUGGUAUCAGACACGCCAUUGGAUGGUCUGUUGCCCAACUACGUGCCGGUGCCCAAGGCGCCGCUAGGUACGGGUCUCAAUGUGCCUGCCCGUGUGAGUCUCGAGGGAUGCUGGCCCCUGGACCGUGCCACACGUGAGCCGCUCAAAGACGAGUCGUUGCCGCGUGUCAAGCAGCACAUCCACAAGCUGCGUAACAAGAAAGAGACCGAGUUCCUUUCGUACGAGGCGGCCAGCGGUACGUGGACGUUCCGUGUCGAGCACUUUUCGCGCUAUGGCUUGGAUGAGUCGGACGAAGACAUGGACGACGAAGAGGAGAUGCAGAGCGAUUCGGACGACGGUCCGCCCCUCGCGCGUCUGGGCGAGUCCGAGGAGGAGAGUGACGAGGACAGCGGCUCGAGUGUGAUGCAUGAAAGUGAGUUGGUGCCUGGGAUCGACGUCGAUGCGCGUGACGAUGUUUGGGUCCCGACCAUCCGGGAUGCACCGCCUACGUUGCGUCGCUCCAUGACCCCUGCGGCCGUGUCCCGUCGCACGCCCGGUGUGGUGGAGCCACGCAAAGUCCAGGUGAUGCAGGCCAGUUUUUUUGGGCAGGCGCCUCCGACGCAAGGACCAGUCGGAGGCGUGAGCCAGGACGGUCCCUGGGCCUCGAGCGUCGCUCGUGACGUAUACCCACCCCCGCCAGGGGUGCCAGAGCGUGCGAUGGAGCACGUUCGUGACGACGAAGACGACGAUGGCGAUGAGGAGGAAGAAGAAGAAGAAGAAGAGAUCAUGGUCGAGGAUCUUCCGCCUCGCUUGCCGCCGGUGGAUAUCGUGCGUGUGCCCUCUGCCAAGUCGGCAUUGGAUCCCAGUCUCCCACUCGAUGCGAGCUUGACCCUUGCGCGUAGUUUCCGUGUGGGCUGGUGUGCUCCCACGCGCUUCGUACACAGCGGUGUGCGUCCCGCCUCAUCGAUGCCUCUCGCCUGUACGCAGGUGCAAUGGGAGCACAUUCCUAUGGCGACGCGCGAGGAUGAUGCAUCAUCCAUCCUAGCGAUGUCGCAUCGUCUUUUGGCGCAACAGCUGGCCGACUCCCAAAUCCAGCGUGAAGAUGGGGCUCGUGCGCCGCAUGUGACGUUUGCCGAGGGCACGACGUGCGCGCACAUGGCGCAGAUGUACGAUGCAGAUGAUAAGCAGUAUGCUGCGCAGGUCUGGCACUUGACCAGCGCACUGUUUGACCCCUUGGACUUGGAUCUCCCGGCUACAGCGUCCAGUGAGAUGCGCAGUGCCGUCACACUGCGCCGACGCAAAGCCGCGUUUUCGCAGUGGCUGGAACGUGCUGUGACCUCGUCUGUGCAAGCGGAUGUGCGUGCGCAUGUUGCUGCGUCACGACGACCUGAGCAUGUGUUUGCGCUGCUCACAGGUCACCAAGUGGAGCAAGCUGCCGAGGCUGCGCUGGAAGGCGGCGAUGUCCGUCUUGCGACGCUGGUGGCGCAGGCGGGUGGUGCUUUGGAAGCCAGGGCAGACGUGCACGAGCAGUUGGCAUUGUGGCAUGCGGAGGGCGUGGAUGACGAUAUUGAUCGCCCACGCCGCCGUUUGUACGAGCUGCUGGCUGGCAAUGUCGUGCAUGCUGAAUGGACCAGUGCACGUACGCAUGCGCGUGAGAAGCAGACCAUGGCGAUGGCGGCUGGCUUGGAUUGGCGUCGUGCACUGGGUCUGCAUAUAUGGUACGGCACGGCAUGGGAGUCGCCACUGCAGGCAUGUGUACACAGCUACGAAGAGGCGCUCAAGGCGGCAGGCGAGACGGCGCCGCCAUUGCCAUCGUACCAAGCCGAUGCGCAGCUGGGUAUCCUGAAGCAGCGGGCGCUAUGGCAAAAUAAGGGCGCGCCGCGCGAUGCCUUGUACGAGCUGCUGAAGCUGCAUGUGGAUACCACGUACCCGCUUGCUCACGUCUUGGAUCCCCGCAACUUUGGGCAAAGUGCCAUGGACUUUGCUUUGCCAUGGCACUUGUACAUGUACCUCACACGCGCUCUCCAUGCGCGAUCCCUAGACGAGGACGUGCAAGGUGAUCAGUUGACCAUCAGCUACGCUACACAGCUAGAGAGUGCUGGUGAAUGGCGCUGGGCGGCGUUUGUGCUCUUGCACCUGACCGACGAAGAUGUUCGCGCCAAGGCUGUGUCCACCCUGCUCGCCCGCCAUGUCGAGGCACUGAAUGAGGAGGCUGUGGCCUACCUUGUCUCUACCUUGCAUGUGGAUCCACGGUGGAUCCAUCUUGCACGCGCCCAAGCGGCGCAUGCGCGCCACGACUUGUAUGUGGAGUACCAAUGCCGCUUGAAGGCUGAGGACUGGGCGCGUGCGCAUGCUGUGGCCGUGCGCUACUUGGCCCCUGAAGCGUUUGUACGUGGCGAGACAAGUUUGCUUCUCGACUUGUUCCGGCCGAUGGCGGACGCCGUCGAGGCCGGGCAUGUGAUUCCUGGCUGGUACGAAGGCGGGCACGUCCUGCUUGACUAUGCUACGCUGCCGCGCUUGCUGCCGCCUCUGCUCGCCAAGGCCCAGGACGGGACGCUGUCGGCGCAGGAGAGGCAUGCUUUGCAGCAGGCGACGGGCCGUACGCACGAACUGUUGGACCGUGUGCCGCUGUUGUAUGCGGAUACGACAGACUUGAUGAGCACCGUGGCCCGGACCGAGAUGAAGGCCGUCUUGCACAACCUUUCGCGCCUCCUUGCGAGCGAGGCACAGGCCCCGGAGCCCCCUGUGCACUGGUCAGCUACCUCGCCCCCCGAUAUGGAGCAAUUGCAAGCCGCUGCGCGUGACUUUAGCGCGUCUAUGUUAGCCUGUCUAUAG
This is a messenger RNA of Malassezia pachydermatis, 5862 nucleotides long. Its product is annotated as nucleoporin. Lineage: Eukaryota; Fungi; Basidiomycota; Malasseziomycetes; Malasseziales; Malasseziaceae. Gene Ontology annotation, cellular component: nuclear pore; nuclear pore cytoplasmic filaments. The record is from RefSeq and is a predicted model, not a curated record. The coding region runs from base 1 to 5862 and encodes 1953 amino acids. Gene Ontology annotation, biological process: protein import into nucleus; RNA export from nucleus; post-transcriptional tethering of RNA polymerase II gene DNA at nuclear periphery. The transcript has a single exon. Gene Ontology annotation, molecular function: structural constituent of nuclear pore.